This is a messenger RNA of Penicillium manginii, 1092 nucleotides long. RefSeq names its product putative disulfide isomerase. NCBI's taxonomy places the organism in Eukaryota, Fungi, Ascomycota, Eurotiomycetes, Eurotiales, Aspergillaceae. Gene Ontology annotation, molecular function: protein-disulfide reductase activity; protein disulfide isomerase activity. Gene Ontology annotation, biological process: response to endoplasmic reticulum stress. The coding region runs from base 1 to 1092 and encodes 363 amino acids. Gene Ontology annotation, cellular component: endoplasmic reticulum lumen. The transcript has a single exon. The record is from RefSeq and is a predicted model, not a curated record.
AUGGGUGUGCAAGGAUUCCCGACCUUGAAGAUCAUUACACCCGGCAAGAAACCUGGAAAGCCCAAAGUAGAGGACUACCAAGGCGCACGAACCGCCAAAGCUAUUGUCGACACAGUCGUCGACCGAAUCCCCAACCACGUCAAGCGCGCCACAGACAAGGACCUGGACAAAUGGCUGGGCCAAAACGAGGAGCGACCCAAGGCCAUCCUUUUCACAGAGAAGGGAACCACCAGUGCCCUGAUUCGCGCCUUGGCUGUUGACUUCCUCGGCGCCAUUGAUGUUGCCCAGGUACGCAGCAAGGAAUCCGCCUCUGUGGAGAAAUACGGCGUGUCGGAAUUCCCCGCGCUGGUCGUGAUUCCCAGCAGCGACGCGGAGGUCCAGCUGUAUGAGGGCGAACUUAAGAAGCAGCCCAUCCUCGAAUUCCUUGGCCAAUUCGCUUCGCCAAACCCAGACGCCACAGGCAAAGCCGCCUCUGCCUCUACAAACAGCAAGGCCAAGGCCAAGCCAAAGGCCAAACAGCCACAAAAGCAGCCAAAGACCGAAGAUGAAGAGCCAUCGGAGGAAAAUGACGAGCCUGAAGCCAAGCCAGUUCAAGAGCCCGAAUCAAUUCCUCCUCUCUCAACCCUCGCUACCGCGGAAUCUCUGGAGUCAUCCUGCCUAGCCCCGAAAUCAUCCACCUGUGUCCUUGUUCUUCUCCCAGAAACAAGUGAUGCAGAUGCUGAGCUCCCAUCCACUGCCACCAAUGCUCUGUCCAGCCUGGCAGAGAUUGAGUACAAGCAUUCCUUGCGUGGCGCCCGCCUCUUCCCUGCUUACUCGGUGCCGGGGGUCAACACUGGAUCCCAGGCUCUGCGCACCGCGUUGGGGCUGGAGGAUAGCAAAAGUGUACAGAUUAUCGCCAUCAACGCCCGCCGUGGAUGGUGGCGCCGAUAUGGCAAUGCCGAGGACUUCGGCAUCGUCGCCGUUGAGAGCUGGGUUGAUGCUAUCCGUCUCGGAGAAGGUGCCAAGGAGAAGCUACCGGAGGGUAUCGUUCGCGACGAGGCCGAAACCCAGGAAAAGAAAGCAGAGACCGAUGCUGAGCAUGACGAGCUGUAA